Molecule: messenger RNA, 1256 nt
Organism: Nematostella vectensis (starlet sea anemone)
Lineage: Eukaryota; Metazoa; Cnidaria; Anthozoa; Actiniaria; Edwardsiidae
Product: mediator of RNA polymerase II transcription subunit 6
Exons: 6
Coding region: 133-951 (272 amino acids)
Biological process (GO): regulation of transcription by RNA polymerase II
Cellular component (GO): core mediator complex; mediator complex
Molecular function (GO): transcription coactivator activity
Source: RefSeq, a predicted model, not a curated record
AAAAGAGUUUACGCUAGAAGCCCUGAACCUACAAACAAGAAAUAAAUUCAGUUUCAUGGUCGUGGAAAUAUGUCAAUCUAGAGGGUGACAUUUGAGUUGUGGGUUACCUGUGGUGUUCUUUGUGUCUUCAAGAUGGCGGCGGAUGCUUCUCAAAAACAGCUUGGGGUAUCAUGGCAUGAUAGUGCCUGGAUUCCUAGCUUAAGCCCCGCUAAUGUACUGGACUACUUCUCACAAAGGACCAACCCUUUUUAUGACCGUACUUGUAACAACGAGGUCGUGAAAAUGCAACGAUUAGACCCCGCUACGUUACUAUCAAUGACGGGAAUUGAAUAUAGUGUUAUUCAUGUCCAGGAUCCCAUCUUGUUUGUAAUUCGCAAACAACAUCGCCAUUCAGCAACUCAAGUUACACCUAUGGCAGAUUACUACAUUCUAGCGGGCAUAGUGUACCAGGCUCCUGACUUGUGCUCAGUAGUCAACUCAAGAAUGCUCUCAGCUUUGCAUAACUUCCAGUCAGCAUUCAAGGAAGCUGUGUCAUAUUCAAGAUACCAUCCUUCUAAAGGCUACUGGUGGCAGUUUAAAGAAACUCAGAAAAGUUCAGAUUCGAAACAGAAAAAGGAACCUGCUGGAAACCAGGAAACAAGCUCUUUGUUCCAGCGUGAAGGAGUCAACCUUCUCCUUGGGGAACUCUCGAGGAGGUUUCCACCAAACUUUCUUAAAAACCCACAGACAACAACAACACAAAUCAAGAAAGAACCAGAAACAAUAACAGAAGAAGCUACAAAUGAACAAACAGAUGCUACAAGCAGAAACAGCGAACUUGCAAUGAACGGAACCCAACCAGUAGUGACGCAGCCUAGAACUCAGGGGGGGACUCAAACAACCCAAUUGGGGACUAAACGGGGGAUGGAUGGGGGCCUAAAGCAGCCCCCUGUUAAGAGAAAGAAGCAAUAGGCUUGUAGCAGUAUCCAGGCCAUCCGCUAAGUACCAAGUUUUGUUGUCCCGCCCAAAACUAACAGCAGUUGAGUGAAAGCACCAAGGAGAUACUCCUUGAGUGGAUGACGUAAUCAACCCUGCCAAAUUUCCCUCCCCCUUCUAGACAGGAACUUUGGUAGAGAGGAGUAUUGAGGAAUUUUAGAUUCCUGACAUCUGCCAGCAUCGCAUCCUGAGGAGAACAUUGAAAAAUUAUGAAAUAUCAUUUGAACAAAAAAGGGAAAAUGAAACGAAAAAGUGUAAAUAAAUUAAUGUUGUACAAUGUA